AUGGAGUCUCCAGAUUUUUUAUUUUUCAAAUUUCCUGGCGAAGGCUCGAUUAUUGCGGCUUGCGGCUCUCCCAUGGGUAUUGGAGGGUCAUUGCGCAUUCCCGCUUUCAUGUGUGGGCUUUUCGCCCAUAAACCCAGCUGCGACGUCGUGUCCACGCACGGGUUGACAUUCCGCACCGGCGAAGAAAAAAACACCAUGGUGGUGGCCGGACCCAUGGUGCGACACAGCGAAGAUAUAAUUCCGUUUUUGAAAGUAUUAGGUGGGGAGAACGUCGCCAAGCUCAAACUAGACGACGAAGUCGAUAUUUCCAGUAUUAAAGUCUACUACGUGACGGACCCCAAGGACCCCAAAGUCAGUCCCAUCCGGGACGAAAUGAACAAAAUAUUACUCCGAGUCGUGCGUCACUUCACCCAAACCAACUCAAAACCGGAGCUGGUGAACUUCGAGGAGUUGAGUUACGGGGGUAAAAUUUGGAGGUACUGGAUGACCCAAGAGCCUGACACCAAUUUCAACCGAGACUUGACCAAUCGCGAGGGCGAACUCAACUCGGUUGUCGAGUUGUGUAAAUACGUCAUCAGAUGUAGCGACUUUAAUAUCGCGAUUAUGUUUAAUCUGAUUAAUGGGUUGCUGCCUGCAGAGAACGAAGAGUGGGCUGUGGAGACAACUAAUAUUAUUUAUAACAAGUUGUCGACGCUGUUGGGGACGAAUGGCGUCCUCAUUUACCCCUCGGCCCCCUGGCCUGCCAAUUAUCACUAUUCUGCUGUUCUCAGGCCGUGGAACUAUAAUUUGUUUGCGAUUUGGAACGCGGUCAAGUUUCCCGUGACGCAGGUUCCUUUGGGGUUGACUGACGAGGGGCUGCCGCUGGGGGUGCAGGUGGUGGCGCCCCCUGGCCAGGAUCGACUCACCAUUGCGGUGGCCAAGGAGUUGGAGAAGGCCUUCGGGGGGUUCGUGCCCCCGUUUGAAAUGUAGAUGCUUGGUUUGGUGGGGGUGGGGUUAAAGGGUGAACAAGUACUACUUAAUUAGGUGCUAAGUAAUGUGAUGUCUGCUUGAUAUUUAAUAAAGUAUUUUAACUA
This is a messenger RNA of Zophobas morio, 1073 nucleotides long. Its product is annotated as fatty-acid amide hydrolase 2-A-like. NCBI's taxonomy places the organism in Eukaryota, Metazoa, Arthropoda, Insecta, Coleoptera, Tenebrionidae. Gene Ontology annotation, cellular component: endomembrane system. The record is from RefSeq and is a predicted model, not a curated record. The transcript has 2 exons. Bases 1 to 969 code for a protein of 322 amino acids.